ACGGUCUUUCCGCCCAGAUGCCAGCAACGCAUGCGUAGUUCAAAUAGCGUCGCUGUAGGAAAGAUGGCGGCGGCGGCUUUGGCGCUGCGCUCGGCGUUUCGGCAGUUCUUCCCCAUGUCAUGCGUUGGUCAAAUAAGGGGUUAUUAUGUGGACUGGAGGAUGCUACGUGAUGUUAAGAGAAGGAAAAUGGCUUUUGAUUAUGCAGAUCAGAGAUUACGGCUGAAUUGCAUUAGGAAAAAUAAAAUUUUGCCUAAAGAACUCCAGGAAAUUACUGAUAAGGAGAUCGCCAAUCUGCCCCGAGAUAGUUGCCCUGUGCGGAUCCACAAUCGAUGUGUUCUGACAUCCCGACCAAGAGGUGUGAAAAGGCGAUGGAGGCUCAGCCGUAUUGUCUUCCGCCAUCUGGCUGACCAUGCCCAGCUCUCUGGGAUACAGAGGGCAAUGUGGUGAGCUACGAGCAAGUAGUUUCUUCAAACAUGACAAAACUGAGUCCUCUUUGAAACUUCCUGAAUAUAUAACUCAUGGUACACAAGGAUGAAAGAUGGUGAGUGCUAAUUAUGUUGACAAGGUUGUCAGUCUGAUAUUAUGAAGAUGUAAACCUGCUCUUGUAUCUUAGGAGAAGACAUGAAAAUAAACUGUCUCAGACUUGA
Molecule: messenger RNA, 647 nt
Organism: Candoia aspera
Lineage: Eukaryota; Metazoa; Chordata; Lepidosauria; Squamata; Candoiidae
Gene: MRPS14
Product: mitochondrial ribosomal protein S14
Exons: 3
Coding region: 31-447 (138 amino acids)
Biological process (GO): translation
Cellular component (GO): mitochondrial small ribosomal subunit; ribosome
Molecular function (GO): structural constituent of ribosome
Source: RefSeq, a predicted model, not a curated record